UUUAGGGUGGCCUUCGGUCGGACGACGUCAAUGUUUAAUAUUUGUGUCCUCAUUAAAUCGAAUGCUAAGUCUCCAGGUGUUUUGCAAUUCUGUGAUCGAAAUCUCGGAGGCGCACAUCAAGGGUGGCGAAGGCGGUGGCGAAGGAGAAGGCGGAGACGGAGCCAGAAGAAGACGAGGUGAUCGUAAACUCCUUCGACGCCCGGCCGUACCACCCGCUGCUGCCGGCGGCCAGCGCCCAGGACCUGUACGGGGGCCGGGGCGUCGCGCUGGAGCUCAUGGAGCGCGUGCUCGAGUACGGGGAGGAAGCCGUGGGGAGUCGCUUCCAGCUGCUCGUCCAGGUGGCGCCGGAGGCAUCGGUCGAGUCCUCGUCCACAGAGACGGACGAGGUCUCCGAGCCGUCGACGCCCUCCGCCCGGUCGGAACCCGACCUGCAGAAGCCGGCGUACCCCGCGACGGAGGGCAUGCCCGAGGGCAUCAACGUCAAGGUGUACCCGCUGACCGCCAAGGGCCUGGUGGAGUCCUUCCUCGACAAGUGUCCGCCGGGCGUGACAGCGGCCCUCACAAGCCACCUUCUGGCCACUCACCACCAGCCAGCAGUUCGACAGACAACCACAACUCCCGCGCCAGAGCUCAACCUGGCAGCAGUCCACGAUAAUGAGACAUUUAUCAAAUCUAUUAAUUUAAUGUGAUUAGUUAAUUUGUAACUGAAUUUCACAACAAAAUUUUUGUGCUUUACGUUUAACAACUUAUUUUUGUUUCAUUCAAUAAAAAUGAUAAACAAUUUUUUUUAAACUUUAGGUGUUUAGUAUUGAAAAAAAAAAAAAAAAUUUAUAUAGGUACAUGCUAUCUAGUAAAAUAAAUCACCAUUUGAAAUACUUGCAUACACAUUUUCACAGAGCAAAAAAAAAAAUCUGAAGCAAAGGACCGCAACAGGCACUGCUGUGAUUUGGCCAACACAUGUAAGCAGUGCGUGCCACACGUCUGCAGUGACAUCGACAGACAUCAACAAACACACUGACACACAUAAUAACAUUAAAGCCCAUAUUAAAAGUAAAAACUACAAUAAAUC
Bacillus rossius redtenbacheri is the source of this 1069-nucleotide messenger RNA. RefSeq lists its product as uncharacterized. The record is from RefSeq and is a predicted model, not a curated record. The coding region runs from base 276 to 689 and encodes 137 amino acids. Lineage: Eukaryota; Metazoa; Arthropoda; Insecta; Phasmatodea; Bacillidae. The transcript has 2 exons.